Molecule: messenger RNA, 1266 nt
Organism: Arachis duranensis
Lineage: Eukaryota; Viridiplantae; Streptophyta; Magnoliopsida; Fabales; Fabaceae
Product: vacuolar protein sorting-associated protein 41 homolog
Exons: 10
Coding region: 1-1266 (421 amino acids)
Biological process (GO): endosomal vesicle fusion; macroautophagy; vesicle-mediated transport
Cellular component (GO): HOPS complex; late endosome
Molecular function (GO): protein binding
Source: RefSeq, a predicted model, not a curated record
AUGAGUGAACCAGAGGGAGGAGAGGAGGAAGACAGAGAUGAGAUCACGAGCGAGAGACCAGAGAGUGAGAGGGGGUCACCGCCGCAACGCCGCUGCAGCCGCCGCCAUCACCGUCGUGGAGGAGGGAGUCCAGAGGAGAGAGAGAGAGAGAAAGAUGAUUCGCAGACUAAAUGGAGAGAAAGGAUGAAGACGCGACGCGAGAGAGAAGGAGGCUGUUUCGCCGUGCACUGUCGUCGCUCCUGGGGUCAAUUGAAGCCGCCGCCGCUGCUAGGGCUUGCCGUGCUCCUGUCCUCACUUUCGGCUUCUAUGAUUGACUUCCUGCGUUUCAUCAGUGCCAUUUUCGAUGCCAAUGGUACAGAUGCAAUUCUCUCCUUUGAAAAGUUCUGCUGCAAUCUCCCUAGACCUCUUCUUCAGGUUCCGGACAAGGUCCCUGCCUUCUCUCCAAAGAAAGCAAAAAGCUUUAUUGAGAGUGAAUUGGGAGCUUCCAUUAGCUUACUAUUUAGGGAGUUCGAAGAUCGGCCAAUAGCCGCUACUAGUCUUGGUCAGGUUCAUCGUGCUAUCCUGCAUUUAAUUUUAUGUUCAUUGCUAAUAAGCUUAUCGAGCAUGUUAGCUGGUUUGGAAUCCUUUAAGCUUAUGAAACCAGAACUCUUUGAUUUCAUUGAUAAAUAUAACCUACAAGAUUCAAUCCAUGAAAAGGUUGUCCAAUUGAUGAUGUUGGAUUGCAAGCAUGUAGUUCCUUUAUUGAUCCAGCAUAGGGACUUAAUAAGUCCACAAGAAGUUGUGAAGCAACUUCUAAAUGCUGAUGUUAAGUGUGACUGCAGAUACUUUUUACAUUUGUAUCUCCAUUCACUAUUUGAAGUAAAUCCGCAUGCUGGGAAAGACUUUCAUGAUAUACAUGUAGAACUCUAUGCAGAUUAUGAUCCAAAGAUGCUGCUACCUUUUCUACAUAGCAGUCAGCACUAUACUCUUGAGAAGGCCUAUGAAAUUUGCACUAAAAAAGAGCUACUGAAGGAGCAAGUUUUCAUCUUAGGAAGGAUGAGAAACUCAAAGCAAGCCCUAGCAGUUAUUAUAAAUAAACUGGGGGACAUUAAGGAGGCUGUAGAGUUUGUCACUAUGCAGAAUGAUUAUGAACUCUGGGAAGAAUUAAUCAAGCAAUGCAUUGACAAGCCUGAAAUGGUGGGCAUGCUAUUAGAGCACACAGUUGGAAAUCUUGAUCCCCUCUACAUUGUAAAUAAGGUUCCCAAUGGGUUGAAAAUACCUCGAUAA